This is a messenger RNA of Chenopodium quinoa (quinoa), 780 nucleotides long. RefSeq lists its product as uncharacterized. The record is from RefSeq and is a predicted model, not a curated record. NCBI's taxonomy places the organism in Eukaryota, Viridiplantae, Streptophyta, Magnoliopsida, Caryophyllales, Amaranthaceae. The transcript is spliced from 2 exons. Bases 6 to 632 code for a protein of 208 amino acids.
UGAGAAUGCCGAGUUGGGCUAGGGAAAAUAAGUUGGCGACCUCUCUCCCUAAUCUUAAUAGAUUGGAUUUUUUCGGCUGCAGGAUGGAGGACUUGACAUGCCUGGGAAAUCUUCGUCAUUUGAAAUUCCUUAACCUUAUCGGGUGUGGGAAAUUGAAGUACAUUUUUGAAAAGAGUGCAUUAGCAGGUGGCAGUGAUCCAAAUGGAUUAUUUCCCCGCCUGAGAAAGCUGGUUAUGAACUACCUUCGAGAGUUGCAAGGAUGGACAAAUAUAGGGGAGGGGGUGGGAGAUAAUAAUCAUAUUAACAGCAGCUUCAGCAUGGCACCAAUACCACUUCCUCAAUUGACGUUUUUGUGGAUUGAAGAUUGCCCAAAUUUAACAAUCUCUGAAUGCCCAAAUGUAAAUUUAUUGGGAGAAGAAGAGGGAAUGAACACUAUUGGCAUGCCAUGGCCAUCCUUUUCUCACUCCCUCCGUAACUUGACAACAACUAAUGAUUGGAUGCCUAAACUGACUUCCCUCAGGAUACUUCGAUUCUUUUGCUGUUCAAAACGCCUCAAGGAAAGAUGCCAACAACCCACUGGGGAAGACUGGCCUCACAUUCAACACAUCCCCUCCAUUCAAUUUCAUGAGUAAUUUAUUGCCCAUCAAAAGAAACAAAGUUUCUGCAGAAUUGCUGAUGUAGGUGAUAUAUUCGACCUAAUGGAGAUAAUCCUUCGGAUAUGAUAUUAUGGUAUAUAAGGUUUAUCUAAACUUGACUUAAUGGUGUAUAUUAAAUUCUAUA